Messenger RNA from Molossus molossus (Pallas's mastiff bat), 1950 nucleotides. RefSeq names its product coiled-coil domain containing 185 (gene CCDC185). The record is from RefSeq and is a predicted model, not a curated record. NCBI's taxonomy places the organism in Eukaryota, Metazoa, Chordata, Mammalia, Chiroptera, Molossidae. The coding region runs from base 1 to 1950 and encodes 649 amino acids. The transcript has a single exon.
AUGGAGGGCUUCGGCCGCCACUCUGCCUGGCCUUACCCUGACCUCUGGGAGCCCCCGCUGCCCAGCGGAGAGCGCGCGUCCUCGGCUCGGCUGCGCAGGCCCCGGCCCCAGACCCAGCUGGCGCGGGGCUCCUGGGCCGGGACUCUGGGCGAGGGGAACGAGGCCACGGCUCCCUGGACGCCCCCACACUGCUCGCCUACCCCGAGACCUCGCUGCCACCGGUCCCCUGACUCCCCGCGGGAAAGUCGCAGCCUGAGUGAUGUGGCCCGGAGGCCCCCAGACAGCGCCAGGAAGCACAGGCCCCGCAGCUGGCUCCUGAAAGAUGCCUGGGGGGAGCCAAGGACCCAGCCCCAACCGCUGGGGGGCAGCCAGCACAACCCGGCCUGGCCGCACCCGUCCCAGCUGUUACCCCAGCAGCCCCCGCCCCACCAGCACUACCCUCCAGCCCAGGGAGAUUCACCCCCACCGUACCCUGAGGGCGCUUACACUCCCCUAAGUGGAACUUUCGGGACAGAAGAGGGGCAGAGUGGAGACCCAUGGGCAGUGCCCGUCCACGGAGGUCUAGAUCGCUGGUCCCUUUCCUCACUUCCCUCGGAGAAGUCUUCUGCACCCUCCCAAGAGUUCAGGAUGCUGUCUGCGUGUGUGUACACCCCAAAGAGGGACAGUGGCGAUCGGGUGGAGUCAUUAGCCAGCCAGUACUUCCAGCCUGCAGUCUCCAGCAAGGAGAUGAAGAGCAAGCACACCCAGAUCCUCAAGAACAAACUGGAAGAGGCAGUCAUAUCCUCCCGGGACCAGAAGAUCGUGGCCCUGGUGCUGACCAGGCUCAAAAAGGCGCAGAGGAUGCGGGAGCUGCAGCAGCAGGCGGCGGCCGCCUGGGAGGAGCUCAAGCGCUCGGACCACAAGGUCCAGAUGACCCUGGAGAGGGAACGCAAGCUGCUGCUGCAACAGAACCGGGCCCAAUGGCAACGGGAGAAGGAGCAGCGCAAGGUUCGCCUGAGCCGGGAGCAGCGUGUCCCGCAGCAGUGGGUCAGCCACGCCAAGAACAUGAUCCAGCAGGACAACCAGUGGAAGGCGCAGUCGGAGGACCAGAAGACCCAGCGCCAGGACAAGCAGGCGAAGGCCCGCCCCGAGGCCAAGCUCAGGAAGCAGAGCCAGGUGCAGUGCCUGCCGGAGCAGGUGCAGGAGCAGGAGCAGGAGCAAGAGCAGAAGACGCUUCCCGAGCGGCGGAAACACAGCAGCCUGGAGCUGCAGGAGAGCCUGGAGCUGCAGGAGAGGCUGGAGCACACCUGUCACAAGAAGCAGCCGCACAGCACCGAGAGCCAGAAGAAGGUCCAGGAAGCCAAUCUCAGCUCCCUAGUCAAUUACCAGGCCCGGAAGGUGCUCAUGGACUGCCAGGCCAAGGCCGAGGAGCUCCUCCGGAAGCUGUCCUUGGAACAGAGCUCCCAGCGGUCCCAAGAGAUCCACAGGGGCCUGAUGAAGGAGCGUCACCGAGAGCUGAGGGACAGGGCCCGGAAGGAGGAGGAGCAGUACCAGCAGGUCAAGCUGCGCGCGGAAGAACUGGAGGAGCAGCGGAAGGUGCGCAAGCGGCUGCUGGUGCAGCUGGAGGACCACAAGAUCCAGCAGGCCAGGGCCAAAGCGCACAAGCACAUCAGCGACAAAGUGCAGCACAUUCGAGAGCUCAACAUCCUCCGGGAGAAGAACCAUCACAUCCUGAAGCUGAAAGCCGAGAAGGAGGAAAAGUGCCACAUCGAGGGCAUCAAGGAAGCCAUUAGGAAAAAGGAGCAGAGGAUGGAGCAGAUCUCCCAGGAGAAAGAGGCCGCUUUCGAGGAAUUCCAGAAGAUCUCCAGGGCCUGCAGGAGAGACACCCUGAAAGCGCCUGCCAACGGCUUCUUUGAUCGGGGGGCAGGGGAGACCCAGCCCCCCGCUGCUCCGCCCAGAGGGGGCUACUGA